AUGCCUUGCGGCUCGUCAUCUCUUGGGAUUCAUGUGAUGCCUAAGAGUGAAAAUCCGAUAUCGUUCGAUUGGCGCACAAUUACUAAUGACAGUCUGAACAAUGAAAUAAUCAUCGGCAAGGACGUUAUAGACAACACCAUAUUCCGUAUGCAAGCAAAAAGUCAAGAUUUUAACAAUAUUAGUUGCUCUACUCCUUCCUUCAGCGGUCAAAUUUGCUAUCCUGAGUACUUUCCUUCCGUUCCCAUCUCACAUCAGUCUGAAAAGACUACUUCUUCUAGUGGUUGUGAUGAAGCUUGUGGUUCAAUUAUUGGAGGUGUUCUUGGAGGAAUUUCAACUAUUAUAGCUGCAAUAAUAGGAGUACGUUGUUACAGAAGGGAUCCCUCACCGUGA
Messenger RNA from Funneliformis mosseae, 390 nucleotides. The record is from the annotation of a GenBank genome assembly. Lineage: Eukaryota; Fungi; Glomeromycota; Glomeromycetes; Glomerales; Glomeraceae.